Messenger RNA from Pyricularia oryzae 70-15, 1516 nucleotides. Its product is annotated as actin binding protein. Gene Ontology annotation, molecular function: tRNA (cytidine-N3)-methyltransferase activity. The transcript has 2 exons. Lineage: Eukaryota; Fungi; Ascomycota; Sordariomycetes; Magnaporthales; Pyriculariaceae. The record is from RefSeq and is a predicted model, not a curated record. Bases 187 to 1317 code for a protein of 376 amino acids.
CCUCACUUUUCACCUCUCAGCCAGCUGCUUUCCAAAUCAACUCAAAAGCAAGAGCUCAUAAAAAGCCGGGUGUUCACCAGCGCGCGCCGAAUGCCCAUUCUUCAGUCCUAGCUGAAGACGUCUUGAGCAAAGCAUAUCUUAAUUCAUUCGUGUUGUGCUGCUGCUCCUGACGGUAAAAGUUACACCAUGGCAUCCACGGGCGUCGCUGAGGAGGCACCCGCCGCGCCCGCCGCACCGAGCAGCGCUGAGCUCAGCAGCGGUAGCAGUGCUACUGACAACAAGCUGGUCGAGUCGGUCGCUGCUCUGGACGUGGCGGGUACGCCGAAAGAAGGAGUAGACGAGGCAGCUGCUCUCCCUCCGCACCGCUCUCACGAUCCGGACUUCAACCAGAAGCGGGCAGACCCGUUCCAGUUUGGGUCGCGAUACCUGAACGAGGAUGACGAUCCUUAUGAGUUCAAUGCGUGGGAUCAUGUCGAGACCGACGACGUGUACAAGGAGUACGCGGAGCAGCAGUAUGCCCUGCAGCGCCAGUCGCCGGUCUCGGAUUUUGAUAAGCACAGGUUCAACUCUGACCCCGCCAAAUGGUGGAAUCAGUUCUACAAGAACAACACGGCCAACUUCUUCAAGGAUAGGAAGUGGCUGCAGCAGGAGUUUCCCGUUUUGACCAAGGCCAUCCAAGAGGACACUGGUCCCUUUGUGCUACUAGAAAUUGGCGCCGGGGCUGGCAACACUGCUUUCCCCAUCUUGGCACAGAACAAGAACCCCAACCUCAAAAUCCACGCGUGUGACUUCUCCAAGAAGGCCGUCGAGGUGAUGCGCUCGCACGAGAGCUAUGGGACGGACCAGAUGCAAGCCGAUGUUUGGGACGUGUCGGGCGACGAGCUGCCGCCCGGCCUAACCGAGGGCAGCGUCGACGUGGCGCUUAUGGUCUUCAUAUUUUCAGCGCUGUCGCCGGCCCAGUGGGCCAAGGCUGUCGCAAACGUCCACAGGCUACUCAAGCCUGGUGGUGUUGUCUGCUUCCGUGAUUACGGAAGGGGCGACCUCGCCCAAGUUCGGUUCCGCAAGGGCCGGUAUCUAGAAGAGAAUUUCUACAUCAGGGGCGAUGGCACGCGUGUCUACUUUUUUGAGACGGAUGAGUUGUCGACCAUAUGGAAGACAGGUGGGCCUCCACCAGCGGCAGAUGCUGCAGACCAGCCAAGUAAGCCGGAUCUUUUUGAAAUAGAGGCUCUCGGAGCCGAUCGAAGACUGUUGGUCAAUCGAGCCCGGAAGCUCAAGAUGUAUAGAUGCUGGCUGCAAGGGCGGUUCAGAAAGCUGUGAGGAUGGACUUGGCUGAUAGACACGUUAAACGGGGUGGUUUAUUUAUGCCCAGGAGUUUUGAUGAUACCCAAAAACAAAUAUUUCACUUCCUAUAUGACCUUUUAGACCUUGUUUGAUCAUAUCGCUUUCCUCAUGUACUUGUGCUAUCAAUAUGCCAGAAGCUCUCUAAGUCUUGCACGUUCGUCGUCGCUAAACCCAA